Molecule: messenger RNA, 213 nt
Organism: Danaus chrysippus (African queen)
Lineage: Eukaryota; Metazoa; Arthropoda; Insecta; Lepidoptera; Nymphalidae
Source: the annotation of a GenBank genome assembly
AUGCUUAAUCCGUCGGCGAAUUUCUGUAAAGAUGUAUGUGCUGAACUCAUUCAUCAAAGUGAAAUGGACCAUGGAUGGAGAAGAGAAGCGACAGGAUUCAUUGUAUACUGGUGGCUCGAUCAGAAAGACGGCUAUCUGAAGAGGGAUCUUGAAUAUGACGUUAUGAAUAAUUUGCGCCUGCGCACGUACGUGGGUAAGACCAGUGAACGCUAA